AAAAGCCCAAAUGUGAGUUCGGUUUGGUCACCGCCAAGAAAUAUAGAGAGAGGUCUUCGUUCAACUCCUCUCUCUCUCGAGCUCUCCACCGUCUCCAGUUAACAUGCCUCAAGAUCUUCCUGGGUUUUAUUAUGAUGCGGAGAAGAACAGGUACUUCCCCUGCAAGGGUCCAAUACCUGGUUCUGCUUCUGCUUCUUCUUCUAAAUCUUCUACCAAGCCAAUAACCAAGGAGAUAAAGUUAAGUAGGAAAAAUGAAGUAAGAACUUCUAAGCUGCUUCAAGUUAGAGAGUUAUUUGGUAAUCUCAUUUCUUUAAAUAAAGGAAAGUGCAACUUUAAGGAGGAAUUCAGGAAAACUCGAGCAUCAGAUCCAAAGGUUUGGAAAUAUUUCAGAACAGAGAAGAUAGGUGAUUCUGCUUUGGAACGGAUACAUGUUGAUGUGCAAUUGUCAGAGGGUCAAACCAAAACUGAUGUUUUAUUGGCAGGCGGGAUAAAUGGAUCUCUAAGUUUUUCUGAUGUGGGAAACGUUCGACAGCAAUUUGAUCAUGGUCUACAAAGCGUUCCUUACUGCGUGUGGCCUAUCACUAGAGGAGAUGAAACUAAGCGUAGUGGGUCCCCUGAACAUAUUUGGAGAGGAUCAGGAGCUUCAUUACAAAUGUCAUCUAAUAUAUCAUGCAUAAAAACUUUGAGAAAGAACUCUUCUUCCACCAUGGAAGAUGGUGGCAGUAUCCAGCAUGCAAUGAUAUCCACUUUGGGAUCAGAGAGACAUGGCGGAUCUCUUUGUAUUAUUGAUCUAAGUGAACCCUUGGAUUUUGAUCAAUCAGCCCUUUUCAUAAGACGGAGGAUACAAGAGAUUGCAAAUUUUAAUUGUACCAUAUGGACUGCAGAUUGUGGAUCUAAUGAAAAUCGAGUAGUGAUUGGAACCGAUAUGGGGGCUGCUUUGGUAGAUCCAGAAACAGGAGCGACAUCAUGGGUGUUACGCAGUAAAAGUGAUGUUUUGGCACAACAACUUGUUCACUCGGGAAAUGUUGUUUUGUGUGGACUUAGAAAUGGAGCAGUUAUUUCUGUUGAUGUUCGUGAGAAACGGGAAGGAUCUGGUAGGCUUGUCAGACAUAGAAUUUCACAAUUGCCUUUGGAUAACAGUGCCAGAAAUUCAAACAAACGAUGGUUUAAGCUUUCUGGAAAUUUACAUCCUUCUCACACAAUUCAAUUGCCUUCAUCAAUCUCCAGUUUGUUAUCACUUCAAUAUGAUGAUCAAUACUUCUUGGCAAGCUCCAUGGACGGAUCGGUAAAGCUUUACGACCAUCGCCUUUGCCAGAGAGGUGCUGUACAAUCAUACGAGGGACAUGUUAAUUCUCACACUCGCAUACAGCUCGGGGUUGAUCCAUCCGAGAGAUUCGUAAUGUCAGGAGGAGAAGACUGCUACUUACGCCUUUGGAGUAUCAAGUCUGGUGAACUUCUUUUUCAAGAUAAAUUCUCAAACACCAUCCUCUCAACCGUGUCCUGGCAGAGGAGAGAAGUCAUAGAACUGGAGCCCUCCAUGGGACUCACAGAUGAAACAAAAACCUUUACAGGGUACCAUGAUGAGCAGAGUUCUAGCAUAGGGGCAUCAGCAUGGCUUGGAUCACAGGAAGGACUGUUUUUAAUGCAAUGGUCAUAAUUGUAAAAGCUCAAGAGAUUAACUCGACAACGUUUGCCGCCAUCAUCGAGUCGAGAAAAGCGGACUCGUUCUGGGCUAGUGCAGGAAGCUAGGAAAUUUUUUCUACUGAUGUUUUUUGUCAAUGGCAAUGGCCAAAGCACAGAUGAAAAGUAUGGUGGUGGGGUGGGUAGAUCACCAGCAGUAAAAGAGUACUGCAUAGAUCAUUACAAUAGGAAAUAGUUUUUUUUUUUUUUUUUGUAAUUUCUUAAUGUUCAGUCAGUUUUAGUUGAGUAAAGGGUAGUGAUUUUGUAAAGGAUUUUUUUUUUCUGAUUCAAUUUCUUUUUUAUUUUGUUAAGAAAUUGUGUAUUCUAGGGAGGAAUAAACUGUUUAUUAUUUUAUUGUCACCUCUAUAAUUUAAACGACAAAAAAAAUGAUGUGUCA
Molecule: messenger RNA, 2077 nt
Organism: Humulus lupulus (European hop)
Lineage: Eukaryota; Viridiplantae; Streptophyta; Magnoliopsida; Rosales; Cannabaceae
Exons: 13
Coding region: 104-1657 (517 amino acids)
Molecular function (GO): protein binding
Source: RefSeq, a predicted model, not a curated record